GCGAAUGUGGGCGGUCUCCGAUUGCAGUAUCAUCGUGAAUACCGAAUAACCACGCAAAUCUUGAUAUGGGUAUUAUUUUCAGGAAUAUACAAUGCUGUAUUUCCACCGACUGAAAUAUAGACCGGCAAUGAUUCUACAAAGAGUCGCAGUCUAAAGAUCAGGAGAUGUCACGUUGACAGCAGCAGGAUAUCCCGAGUGGGGGAAGACUGAAACAUGGGAGAUAUAUGCACGAUUCUCUGCGGUUUUCACGAAGAGCUAAAAGCCAUUUCAAAUUAUGUCCAAGCCAAGGACACCACUAAGGUGACAAGCGUCGAAUGACAGAGUAGUAUGGGAGAAGAUGGACGUCCCAACAACGGCUCAGACCUACGGACACAGCACCCAGCCCCAGGCUGGUCAUAAUGGCUGGUCGGCAACCCAUCCUCUGACCGGUCCAGGUUGUACCGUUUCCCAAGGACCGCCCAGUCACAAUUUGCUCAGCCUACAGGAUCUUAACCUGGGCCCGUCCUCAGGUCAGAGCUCCUCGAACACUACGACACAGAUUAUUCAGGGCUACCAGUGUAGUCUUCCAAAACCACCACUGUUCCACCUGAGACCUCACCAUACCUCUUCUUCUGGGAUGCUUUGUUCAAACCAAGGUCCUUACACACCAACUCCACAUUUGACACCAUAUUCAAAUCAGGGUCCUUAUAAUGCACCACCUUGCUCAAACACAGGCCAUCAUAUACCAGCUGUGACACCGUAUUCAAACCAGGGUCCUUAUAAUGCACAGCCUUGCUCAAACACAGGCCAUCAUAUACCAGCUGUGACACCGUAUUCAAACCAGGGUCCUUAUAAUGCACAGCCUUGCUCAAACACAGGUCCUUAUAUACCACAACCAGCUGUGACAUCACACUUGAACCAGGCUCCCUGCAACAGCUCUCCACCCACACUUCUCCCUCUGAAAUUAGGGCCACCACCUAGCAGACCUCCACCCAUACCAGGUUCAAACCAAGGUCACCACAACAUGCUCUCUCCCUCCUAUCCGUCUGAAAGCCAUGGUGUUUUGAAUGGCCCUCCAGCCACAUUGACGUCACCAAACCAAGGAGCUCUUAACAACAGCUGUCCAUCGAGUGACCCGAGUACCCAUCCAACCACGUAUUGGGGUCCGAAUCAGGCCUCUCCUCUUCCUCUUCCUGGCAUGGUCUAUGGCUCAGUUCAUCCCUCAGCACGCCUUACCUUACCAGUCCAGGAACAACCUCAGUGGGCUUUGCCUCAGCAACGCUACAGUCACAGUGGUGCACUGGACAAGCCUGGCCAGGAAGUCUUUCCAUUUGGACAGGAUGGAACCUCCGUACAGCCGUCCUGUCCAUCUCCAGGGGACAGCGGUGUGUCGGGUAGCCCCAGCUCAGAGUCACGUUAUGGCCUUGACCCUCAGCUUCUACCCAGCGCCGUACGCGUGAUGGCAGAGGACAGGGCAGAGUGGGGGGGGAAGGUGUUCGUGUCCGGGCCUGACUGCUCCCUCCCUCCACUGGCUACCACGGACUGUGUCAUGGAGGACAGAGGAAAUUCCUCUCCUCGGUUCCUCCUCGCCACCUCCUACUGCUUCCCGUGUGAGGGUCAGAUGGCCCUUCAGAACCACGUACCCCUCGGGGCACUCGUCACCCCGCUGGCCACAAUGCAUAAAGGAGAGCGCCCCCUGCCUGUGUGUAAUGAGGCAGACACUUUGAAGGGUUGCGGUCUGUGUGGGGCCUACAUGUGUUUUGCUAUGGGCUGGCAGGACUGUGGACAGAGGUUCUACUGCCCAUUCUGUGGGAAUCUCAGUGAAGUACGGUGGCAACAUUAUCAUCCUACUAAAGGGGUGCAGGGUGACAGACUGGACAAAGACAAGAGACCUGAGCUCAGUCUGGGAUCCUAUGAGUUACUGGACCAUGAGCAGGAUGCAUCUGCUGCAGUGCUUCUGUUAGCUGUAGACGUGUCUGCUGGCGCCCUGAGAGCAGGACAAGUCCACCACAUCAGCCAGCAGCUACGCUCUCAACUCACGUCACUGCACAGGGAGGAAGGUGCUGUCCAAUCAGACGUCCGUCUGGGGUUGAUCACCUACAACAGCAGGAUCCACCUCUACGACCUCAGCCCGGCCCUGUCCCGCCCGCACAUGCUGGUAGUCACAGAAACUGAGGAACUGCAACUUCCUGUGAGGGAGGGGCUUCUGGUGCCUCUCAAAGACUGCAUAGACAGUAUUGACAGCAUCCUGCAGCAUAUCCCUCUCUUCAGUGAAGAUUAUGAGGAGUCGAGUGGAGUUCCCUUUGACCUUCCAGUCCGGGCAGGGCUGGCCAUUCUACAGGCGUUUGGUUGUCGGGGUAAGCUGCUGGUCUUCCACAGCUCUCCCUUCACAGAGGGAGCCGAAGCACUCUCCCCCGGCUUCUUCAACUCCAAAAAACUAAAGUCCCUCUUCCAGCCCCCAGAGCCUGCCAUCUCAUUGGUUACAGAGUGUGUCAGUCAGGGCUGCGGCGUGCACCUGUUUGUGUUCUCCCAGCAGAGUGUGGGUGGGGCAUGGCCAGGGCAUGUCCCUUAUCUGACAGGUGGAGCUCUGCACUGCUACCACAGUUUACAGGGAGAGUUGGACAGAGAGCGUUUCAGCUGUGACCUGAGGAGGACUGUGGAGAGGGAUACAGCCUACAGGGCCACACUCAGGAUACACGUCAGUAAAGACUUGCGGGUUUCAGGCUGUUACGGCUCUUUUGUCCCCGGGCCCAACCCCGCCCACGUGGCCAUGGCAACCCUUAAUGAGCAAACGACGCUGGCCUUUGAGCUGACUCACAGCAGAGCGCUGGAUGAGAAGAAGGGUGUGAUCAUACAGACGGUCCUGUCCUAUACCAGCCAACAAGGAGUGAGGAGGACCAGAGUCCAGAGCCUGACACUACGCUGCUCCCGCCAUCUACUGGACACCUUCCGCAACUGCCAGGCUCAGACACUGCUCACCUUCUACUGCAAGAAAAUGUACUGUGCGGUGUUAGAGCGCCCUCUGCAGGAUCUCAGAGAGGAACUACAGACGGAGGUGACCGCAGCUCUGGCCUGCUAUAGAAAGCACUGCAGCUCUUCCUCUGUAUCCCCGGGACAGCUGGUCUUGCCCCAGUACCUGAGAGCUCUGCCAGUCUACCUCAACAGCCUGAGGAAGAGCGAGGUGCUGCUGCCCGGACUACGCAGUUCAAUCCACCAACGCCUCCAGCUCCGCUGUCAGCUGGUUUCCAUGGAUGUCAGGAACACAGCAGGGCACUUUUACCCUUUCCUGCUACCACUGCCAGUAGGUGGAGAUACACCCAGUCUGCCUGACCUAGGGGAGGCAGUGCGAUGCCGGGCUGCGAGCCUGGACCCUGGGGGUCUCUACCUGGUCCAUGGACCCCUGGUUCUGCUGUUGUGGGUAGGCCAAAACAUCCCCAGUCCCUCCCUGGUUCAAUUGUUCAACAUCGCCUGUCUGUCUGCGCUGCCAUCUGGAGAGGUGAGAGGGAAUGAGGAGAUUAAGCUGCCUGUGCUGGACAACACACUGUCUGUCAAUGUGAGGGGACUCAUUGACAGCCUGAACUCAGAGACACCCUACACCCGCAAGCUGCAAGUGGUGAAGCAGGGCGACAGCUGUGAAGAGGCUCUACAGCGUCUUCUGGUGGAGGACAAGAGUCCCAACGGUGGAGCGAGCUACGCAGACUUUCUCUACCACCUUCAUGUAAACUCCAUACGACUACUGGGUCAUUAGGGCUAGUUAUGAAAUACUACGCACUGGAACGCAAAUUAAGGUUUCUAACUGGACCAGACCAACUUGUCCCUUCUGCUUUUACUGUGCUUUAUAGCUCUGUAUGUUCACUGGUUUUAUAUACAGACAGUUGACAAAUUUUAGGAAAAACCAACAUAAAGUGUCUCAGUAAGGUGUUAAGUCACCAAGAUCUAGAACAGCGUCAGUGCACCUUGGCUUAGAUUUGAGUUUCUGGAAUUCUACUGGAGGGAUGGAACAUCAUUCUUCCAAAAGAUAAUCCUCAUUUGAUGUUUUAAUGGUGAUGGAAAGCGCUGACUAAAAUGUUGGUCCAAAGUCUCAUAGGUGUUGAAUUGUGUUGAGAUCUGGUGACUGUGAAGGCCAUAACUUACUGCAUUAUUCACAUUCUUACUCUUCAAACAAUUCAGUGACCCUUCGUGUCCUGUGGAUGGGGGGCAUUAUAAUCCUGGAAGAGACCACUCAGGAUAGAAAUGUUUUGGUGUAUGCCACACAUGCACUCAUUCACUUGUUGAGAAUAGGGUGACUCAUAUGACCAUAUCACUUUUUUCACAUCUCUGUAAAGCAGUUCUCAUGGCCUUUGUACCACCCAACUCUCAAAUCUGCAUUGGUCUUUGCAAUGCAGGGUUUAUGCCCAGCAAGCCCACUUUAAAAUCCCUCUCUGUAAUGUUCUCGAUGUACUGUUCUUUCUGACAGUCUAAUAACAUUCUGCAUUGACAUUCUCAGUCAACUGGGAAAUAAUUUAUAUUCUGUUUUACCUUACAUCCAUUGUGUGUUUCCGACCACAAUUUCCAUGUCUUUCCCAUAGAUAUAUUGAAACACUAGCCAUUUGCGCAGUCUUUGUGACUGAAGCUCCUGCCAUCCAUGCCCCAAUAAAGAACACUUUAUUUUAAAGUCAUUUCCUUUUCUCUUACCAUCUUGAUCCCAAAUCAAGGUCGGCUGUGCAUGCUUAGCAUUUCUAUACAUGCCACAGAGCAUGAUAAGGUGUUAAUUGCUGAAUUGUUUCACUCUGUACGCCUGUAUCUAAGGGUCUGUAUUCAGUAUGUUUUUGUAUCCACUAAUUUAUUCAGAUUUUUCCUAUCUGUGGACCAUGGCUUUUGCCCUGAGAUGCAACUAAGAAGAUGUCAGGAAAAACCUACUAG
This is a messenger RNA of Esox lucius (northern pike), 4881 nucleotides long. Its product is annotated as protein transport protein Sec24C. The transcript is spliced from 21 exons. The record is from RefSeq and is a predicted model, not a curated record. Gene Ontology annotation, biological process: intracellular protein transport; endoplasmic reticulum to Golgi vesicle-mediated transport; COPII-coated vesicle cargo loading. Bases 338 to 3727 code for a protein of 1129 amino acids. Gene Ontology annotation, molecular function: SNARE binding; zinc ion binding. NCBI's taxonomy places the organism in Eukaryota, Metazoa, Chordata, Actinopteri, Esociformes, Esocidae. Gene Ontology annotation, cellular component: COPII vesicle coat; endoplasmic reticulum exit site.